Messenger RNA from Mollisia scopiformis, 1189 nucleotides. Its product is annotated as GDSL Lipase/Acylhydrolase family protein-like protein. The record is from RefSeq and is a predicted model, not a curated record. Lineage: Eukaryota; Fungi; Ascomycota; Leotiomycetes; Helotiales; Mollisiaceae. Bases 189 to 971 code for a protein of 260 amino acids. The transcript is spliced from 7 exons.
ACAAGACAUCCAAGAUUCCACAGUGCUACCUGGGUAGUGAAAGUCCUGUGCCUCGGUCUUCUGAAAAUAGACUAGAGUCGAUCAUUCUUCGUCUAGACGUCAAAUCGCUAUUGCCCGCAGAAAAUUAUAGCCCCAAUCUCUACAUUGCUUUACCAACCAAAGAAGUAACAUUAAACUAGCUGUUGGGAAUGGAACCACUAGGCCAGUUUUUGAUGUUUGGGGACAGCAUCACACAAGGUUCACAUGAUCAGUCCAGAGGGUUUGGAUUAGGCGCGGAGUUACAAGCAGCAUAUGUGAGAAGAUUAGAUGUCAUUAAUCGAGGCUUUUCUGGAUAUACCUCAGACCACGCCCUUGAAGUAGUAGCUAAAGUACUCCCAAAUCCAUCCCAAGCUCCAAUCAAGUUCCUCACGAUAUGGUUCGGCGCCAAUGAUGCCAACAAGAAUCUUGAACAGGGACAAUUUGUCCCGGCAGACCGCUUCAAGCAAAAUCUCAACCAGAUCGUAAACCAUCCAGCAGUGAAAGCGCACUCGCCACACAUCAUCUUGCUUACGACACCACCAUUCGAAGAGAAUGUAUUGCAAAAAUUCCAAGAAGAUUGGGGAUAUGCCGGAGAAGUUCGAAAAGCAAAAGAUGCAGCCGAAUAUGCUGAACUUGUGCGAGAGGUGGGGAAAGAAACAGAUGUUGAUGUUGUGGAUGUAUGGACAUUAUUCAUGGAGAAGGCUGGUUGGAAAACAGGAGAGCCGUUACCAGGCUCGAAGGCAAUGGGAAAGAAUGAAGUACUGGCUGAUCUGUUAUAUGAUGGAUUGCAUAUAAGUCCAACAGGGUAUAGAGUUGUCUUUGAUGCAUUGAUCAAAUUAAUCAAGGAGAAGUGGCCCGAGUACCGGCCAUACAAGAUGCCCUUCGUGACGAAAGUGGCUUGGGAAAUCGAAUUGGGUGAUCAGAUGUGGGACGUGAAGAACGACGCAUUAUAGACUAGGAUUCAGCGACACUAGAUCCUUAGAAAAGGGAGCCAAGAAUUUCGGCGGGGGUAAUUAAGUGUACCCAAUUGGAUCAGAGGUACCUUUGAAAUGAUUUGUUCGACCUGGGAUCCUAGAAUUUUGACGAGGCUGGACAAAGAAGCUUGACAAUGUAAAGAAGGACACUUUCGAAUAGAUCGCCAUUCUUUGAGACAUUCAAUGAAUGAUUCUUC